UCACAAAUGAAUGCCAAGCAGAUCGACAACAACAAAUCGGAUGUUAAUUGCGUGAACAGUGCAUGUGAAAACAAACUGAACGGAGUUGGAAGCAUAACGCAGUUAGGGACGCGGACGAUAUAUAUUUGCUUUAUGCAAAUGUUUGGCAUGAAAUUUAUUUAUUUAUUUUUGUCUCGCCUUUACGAAGUAAAAAAUAGGUGAGAUAUAGGUAUUAAUUUUCUGAAGGUAGUUGCAGCGACGGUGGUAUCAACUUUUGCAUUAAAGUUUAACAUUAGAGUUUUGCGUUUACAUCAGUUUCUCACAAACUAUAAACCCUAUGGGUAUUCGUCGCAGUGCAUGUGAAAAGAAUAAAACAAAUUAUUAAUAAGAUAUUUUUAACUGAACUUUUGCGUUAACUUGGACAUUAAAGUUCCACAGAAUUCUUUUUCUUUUUUGUAUGUGUGUGUGAAGAAAAACCAACCAUGAGCAGGGUUAAUGUAAAAUUGCUUGAGCCAGGAGCGGUAGAUUCCCAAACCUCAACCUUGAGUGAAUUAGUUGACGAGCAGCUAUUUAGAAACAUGAGACAAGGAAAAAGAAAACUCUCGGUAGCUCAAGUAUUCACAGCACGGAUGAUCGGUAAUAUCGAGGAAGACCAGAAAAAGGCACCAAAUAAGGAAGAAGAUAACUUUUUUGAAAUUGGUGAUAAAACUUUGGCCUCGACAAAAAAAUGCUUCCAAAGAUGGCAUGUGAAAGCCAAAGGUAAACAGAAAGAUUUUAGACUUGUUUGGAUUCAUUUAAAGAAAUGGUAUAGACGAUUGAACAAUAAGGUACCAGAAAAUCCUAUCCUCAACAAACAGAUCAAGGUAAUGGAAGGACAUUUUGGAUCAGGUAUUGGCACGAUGUUUGAGUUCAUUCGAUGGGUACUUGUGUUGAAUAUAGGACUUUCUAUUAUUUGGGCCACUUUUAUUGUCUUUCCCAUGGCUGUGAAAUUUGACUACUCUUCUCCAAAGCAAAAUUUUGCCUACAAACACUUGCUUAAUGGACAGGGACCUGUUGGUACAUCAUGGUUCUUUUUUGGUGCUUACCUCCCGUGGGUUGAAAGAUAUCAUAUGGGCCUUGCAUAUUUGCUUGUUAUUUUGGUCACUUAUUUUGGAAGUCUUUUGAUAAUACUAUUAAGCAUAGCUGCAUCUGAAGAGCCCAUAAGUGGAUCAAAAGAGUUUAAUCAAAAGUAUGCAUAUUCCCUGAUAUUGUGGACAUCUUGGGAUCACUCAGUCACGACAGAAGAGGCUACUACCAACCUUAGCAAGGGCAUUGCUAGUGCUUUUAAGGAUCACCUGUACGAACAGAAGGUAAAAGAGAGGAAACUGAGUAGAAAGGAAAAAGAUCCACAUGCUUUUGUAGCCCGCCGCUGCCUGGCUUGGUUCAUAACAAUUUUUCUUACUGCUGGUGGAUGUACUGGAAUCAUUUUCCUGGAAAUAAUACUUCAAGUAAAUCGGUCUCAAAAAGAUGAAGAUGAUAUGGCAUUUUUGAGGACAUACUUUACACCUGUCUUUAUCAGUCUGAUCAAUGUUAUUGUUCCUUUCUGUAUAAGAAUGCUUGCCAAGAUAGAACACUAUGUUUCUGGACAAACGGAACUGAACAUCACAGUUGCACGAAUCUUCGUUCUCCGAAUGGCCCAUCUAGCCACCUUGAUAGCCUCAGUGUAUUAUAGAUCAUCAAGGAUGUUUGUUCCAGAGCAAACCAUCAAGAUCAAGUCUGAAUUUUGCACAGGAACAAUCAUUGGACAAGAGCUUUAUAAGUUAGUCAUUAUGGACACCAUUGUUCAGACUGUAGCUGAAAUGGGUCUGUAUUUUGGAUGCUAUUUCUGGACGCAACAGAAAGAUGAGUUCAUUAUUUCUUCAUCUGUGUUGGUCCUCAUUUACAGACAGAGUUUAAUCUUGUGUGGUUCAAUUACCUGCCCAGUGCUUCCUUUGAUAGGGGUGCUCUCAAUAUUGGAGUUUUUCUACCUCAACUAUAUUAUUAUGCUGUAUACAUGCAAGCCACCAAUCAAACGUUGGAAACAGUCCCGCAAGACCCAGUUCAUCAUGACCUUUUUGCUGUUAUCUAUUCUGUGCUUGAUAAUUCCAGUUUCAAUCGUUAUUGGAAGUGAUGCUAUUAGUCUUGGUGCUACAGAGAAACCUGGUGUUUUUGUUGGACCCUUUAGAGACACUAGGGUGCCAACUGAGGUUGUAAACCAUUUUGUGAACAGUAUUGAAUCAAAGACAAUGCAAAGUAUUCUCCGAUGGCUUGGUUCACACACAGUUAUGCUUCCUCUUGUUUUGAUGCUAUUAUGUCUUCUCUUUUAUCAGUACAAAAGAUUUAUUGGUGAACAUAAGCAUGCUCUCAUCCUUCAAAUUGAAUUACAGCAGGAAAGAGCAGAUAACAAGCUUCUUGCAAAGAAACUUUAUGAACAAAUACAUACGGAAUAAUUAUUAACUACAUUUAUCCUAUACCUUACCCAUGAUUUCCAUGUCAUAAACCUGUGUGAUA
Messenger RNA from Gigantopelta aegis, 2508 nucleotides. Its product is annotated as transmembrane channel-like protein 7. The coding region runs from base 462 to 2447 and encodes 661 amino acids. Lineage: Eukaryota; Metazoa; Mollusca; Gastropoda; Neomphalida; Peltospiridae. Gene Ontology annotation, molecular function: mechanosensitive monoatomic ion channel activity. The record is from RefSeq and is a predicted model, not a curated record. The transcript has 18 exons. Gene Ontology annotation, cellular component: plasma membrane.